AUGGCGCGCAUAAAGCAUAAGGCGUUCAUUGGGAAAAAGAUCUGCAUCGCAUGGGAGGUUUUGCACGACGGCAAGGGCUGGAAGGCACAGGGAAAAGCGCUGGAGAUUCUCCGGUUCUACGCGUUUUCCUCGGAGGUGUAUCUGAUGUGCCGCAUUCGUGAUGCCGACGACAAGAAGCAGAUCCUUAAUCUCGUCAAGGCGGUAGAUGGAAUCGAACGUCAUCGCGUCCUCUUCUGCACCACGGAAAAAGGAUACGAAGCCUUCACGCGGCAAAUCGACCCGAGCCUCCUGGUCUCACACAAUGCAGCGCAGGUAGAGUUCUUGAGGCGCGUCAUUCAGACCUUAGUCCUCGUCAGCGGCGAUGGCGUUGUCGCGAGCAAUGUGGCGUGCGUGCCUUCUGUGGAAGCUAUUGCCGUCGACCUCGAGUGA
Leishmania mexicana MHOM/GT/2001/U1103 is the source of this 429-nucleotide messenger RNA. RefSeq lists its product as hypothetical. The record is from RefSeq and is a predicted model, not a curated record. Gene Ontology annotation, biological process: peroxisome organization. The transcript has a single exon. The coding region runs from base 1 to 429 and encodes 142 amino acids. Lineage: Eukaryota; Euglenozoa; Kinetoplastea; Trypanosomatida; Trypanosomatidae.